Messenger RNA from Pseudoliparis swirei, 1325 nucleotides. It is a transcript of the gene crk, whose product is annotated as v-crk avian sarcoma virus CT10 oncogene homolog. The record is from RefSeq and is a predicted model, not a curated record. NCBI's taxonomy places the organism in Eukaryota, Metazoa, Chordata, Actinopteri, Perciformes, Liparidae. Gene Ontology annotation, molecular function: protein binding. The transcript is spliced from 3 exons. The coding region runs from base 46 to 954 and encodes 302 amino acids.
CCGGUGCAAAAAGCCUCGGCUCUCGGGGAGCGGGUUGUUGUAAUAAUGGCUGGCAAUUUUGACGCGGAGGACCGCGGCAGCUGGUACUGGGGUCGGCUGAGCAGGCAGGAGGCUGUGUCUCUGCUGCAGGGGCAGCGGCACGGCGUGUUCCUGGUCCGGGACUCCAUCACCAGCCCCGGAGACUACGUGCUCUCCGUCUCCGAGAACUCCAAAGUCUCGCAUUACAUCAUUAACAGUAUCAGCAACAACCGACAAUCCGGUCCAGGUUCGGCUCAUCCGAGGUUCCGCAUCGGCGACCAGGAGUUCGACGCCCUGCCCGCCCUGCUGGAGUUCUACAAGAUCCACUACCUGGACACCACCACCCUCAUCGAGCCCGUCAACAAGUCCAAGCACACCUCGUUCAUCAGCGUGGGCCCCGGCGGGCCGCCGCCGCGCCUGGAGGGCGAGUACGUCCGGGCGCUGUUCGACUUCCCCGGCAACGACGAGGAGGACCUCCCGUUCAGGAAGGGCGACGUCCUCCGGGUGCUCGAGAAGCCGGAGGAGCAGUGGUGGAACGCCCAGAACUCUGAGGGCCGGGCGGGCAUGAUCCCGGUGCCGUACGUGGAGAAGUACCGGCCGGCGUCUCCGAAUGCGGCGGCGGGGUCGGGGGGGAACUCUGAGGGCUCGGGGGCCCCGUCCAUUGCUCCGCUGCUGGGAGAUCCGAGCCAGUACGCCCAGCCCACCUCUCUGCCGAACCUCCAGAAUGGACCGGUCUACGCCCGGGCCACGCAGAAGAGGGUGCCCAACGCCUACGACAAGACCGCCCUGGCCCUGGAGGUGGGCGACCAGGUGAUGGUGACCAAAAUCAACGUGAACGGCCAGUGGGAGGGUGAAUGUAAAGGCAAGCGAGGCCACUUCCCCUUCACGCACGUCAAGCUGCUGGAGCAGCACAGCGCGGAGGAGGAGCUCAGCUGAGAGCGGACGGGUCAGGCCGCUACCUGGACACUAGUAUUAGCCCCGCCCCCCCACGACCUCUGACCUCCAACCUCCCCUCUGACCCUCACGCCUUCUCCAGGUUUUACAGUUUCAGAGAAUAGCGUGAGAACUAAACAACGCACACAUCCUCCGUUUGUUCCCCUCUGGGUCAUCAUGGCCGCCGACUGACGUUCUCUACACAACCUCCUGUUUAGUGACCGCGACACUCUUCAUCCUCCCUCUUCCUCUCCCUCUCUGUCCUCCCUCUCUGUCCUCCCUCUUCUUCGUACUCCCUCUCUUCGUCCUCCCUCUCUUUGUCCCCCCUCUUCGCCUUACCUCUUCGUUCUCCUCUUCCUCCCUAUCUUCGCUCU